AUGUUUACAAAAAAUGGCAGUUGUGGUUUGUGGAUUUUAUUAAAAAUUUAUUAUUAAAUUAUUCCUAGCAAUUAAAUAUUAACUGGUAAAAAUAUACUCUUUUAAACAAACAACAAUAAUGCCUUGUUGUUCUAUUUGUAAAAAAGAAGAUGACAAUCCUGUUGAUUAUGGAGAUUUCAUGAAUAAAUCCGGAAUAUGUGUCCACUACUAUUGCCUUCUCCUUUCGACACAUCUUCCUCAAAACGGAUCAGAUUCCUCUGGAAUAUUAGGGUUUCUAUUGCGUGACAUUCGCAAUGAAAUUAAAAAAUGUGCCCAAAGGAUUUGUUGCUAUUGCAAAGAACCCAAUGCCUCAUUAGCAUGCUUCACAUGCAAACACUAUUUCCAUAACAUUUGUGCCAAUCAAAAUAAUUGCUCCUCUGAAUUUAUCGAUGAUUUUCGCUCCUAUUGCCACUAUCACGUUCCAUUUAAAAAUGAUAAAAUGUUAAAACAAAAGAAAAGUACUUGCUGGAUUUGUGAGGAAGAUCUUGGCGAAUAUAAUCCCAUUCUAACUCUUCGAUCUUAUUGUUGCCAAAAUGGCUAUGUCCAUCGUCAUUGUUUGCGCAAACAUGCCCUCAAUGCUGGCUAUCGUUUGAUCUGCAUUUGGUGCACUGGGAAAGACUUUCGCGAUGACAUGCGCAAGCAUGGAGUCUUUGUGCCAGAUCGUGAAGCAAUUUGGGAUAAUAAUGAAACCCAACGAUACACUGAUUUACAUCGUGGCUAUUCAAAAUGCGAUGCUAAAAGGUGUGUUUGUCCGCAAGGUCGCGAUUACUUUACCGCCACUUUGUGGAAGUUGAUGAUUUGUUGUAUGUGUGGAGCAUCAGGAGUUCAUGAGAAAUGUGGUAGCGCGCUGAUAUCCAAAAAUCAAUACACAUGUGAAACUUGCAGUCAAGUUCUAUUGCAAGCAAAAAGAGAUAAGGAACGACCAAAAGACACUAACUUUAAUUGCACAAUGUUCAUGUCGAAAACGUUCGAAGAAAGACCAGAUCUAUUGCAAAUUGUAAAUUGUUUGAGUUCGAUUGAAACAAAAAACUCAGAUAUUGAAGAAGUCCUAUCAUCAAAAGGCACUGAAGAAUCUGAACAAAUAAAUCUGCCGUCAACUUCAUUGGUUUCGCAAAAGAAACCACAAAUCAGAGAGAUGUUUAUGUUUGGAAAAAAUAAGCAAAUAGUUGGUGUGGUUAAAGUCGAUAAAGAGAAGCUUGAAGAAACAGCCGAUGGACUUACAUGCAAAGAAGAGGAUGUUCUUGAUUAUUCAACUUCUAGUAAACUGUUGAAGUCGAUUUUUUCAGAUAUUGAAGAUGAAGGUCGUGAGUUGUCCAUAGACAUGGUGGAUGAAAUAUUUGAUCGUUUUAAGUUAACGUUGGAGAAUUUUGGUGAUGAUUCAACAAGUGAAUUUUCUUUGAAUUAAUUGAAUACUUAUUAUGUAUUGAAUACAUAUUAUUAAUUUUUGUUAUACAAAAUAAAGGAAUUGGUUAUUUUUUGUUAGUAAA
Molecule: messenger RNA, 1526 nt
Organism: Episyrphus balteatus (marmalade hoverfly)
Lineage: Eukaryota; Metazoa; Arthropoda; Insecta; Diptera; Syrphidae
Product: PHD finger protein 7-like
Exons: 3
Coding region: 119-1444 (441 amino acids)
Cellular component (GO): nucleus
Source: RefSeq, a predicted model, not a curated record